AUUAAAUUUGUGGUAAAAUGAACAAAGUAGAAAGCAAUAAAAUAUUCACUCUUUUAACAGGAGCAGCAGUCUUCACAGGAGUUAGUGUUCUACUUUUCAGAUUUCUAAAGAAGCCAGAUGAGUAUGAAUCUUUCAUAAUUAUAAAGGAAGUUGUCUAUUGAUCCUCAAGUUAUUGAUAGGGAAACUGUUAUCAAAAUUUUAAAGGAACUUAAGAAAGAGCUUUUCACAGUAUUUUAAAAUUUUGCUGCAGUUGCUAUAAAUGUUAAAUAAUAAUCUAUGGGAAGAGCUAGACCAGAAGAUAUUAAAAUGAUGCUUUUAGAACAACGUAUUUCUUUAGUAUAAUUUAGCCAUGUUUAGAGGAGAAAUUGAAUAAGUUGAAGAAAUGGUCUAUAGCUAAUUUAAAAUUACUAAAUAGUAGGUUGAACAUUAUUGUUAAAAUAUUUAUCGCGAUGAUCCCACUAUCAAAGAAUUAUAAAAAUAAAUGAAAGAAUCUUUUGAGAGAUCUUUUUCAGGAUAAUCUCCAGAUCCUCAAACAGAUAUUCCACCCUUUCUUACUGCAGAUACAACUUUUGAAAUACUUGAAAAAGUCAUGACUGAAAGUGCUCUUAAAUUAAAUGAAAAAUUAUUAGAAUUAUAAGAAAAAGGAGAAUAAAUUAAUUUCUAAAGUCCUAGAAUGAUGGAAAUUAUGUAAUCCUUAAAAAUGGAUAGUUCUAAGUAAAUACUUUUAGUCAUACUAGAAAAUAAAUCUUAGAAUAAUAUGGAUUAAAUAAAUUUGAAGAUCCAGGAAGCAAAAUUUUAUAAUAUGCCACCUAAGUUUAUAGUCAAUAACCUAAUAAUAAUUUUACUAUUAAAAUGAAAUAACUUGAUAUGAAAUAUCAAUCUAUCAUGGAAUAACUUAUUAUGUAAGGCCCAAUGAGUAAUGAAGAAUUAAAAUAAAGAAUGGAAUAACCUCCAUAAUAAAUACCAUUCUAAGAUAUUCAUCAAUCACAUGUUCCCCCUAAAUAAGAACCUGUUGAACCUUUAAAAUAAGAACCAAUCUAAGACAUUCAAGAUUUAUAAAAAGAAUCAUAAUUAAAAUUACCAUAAAAUCACGUAAUUCAACAUGAAGAAUAACCAAUACAAGAAGAAUAAUUGGUUUAAGAAGAGAAAUGAGAAAAAAUCUGAGUAUUUUUAUUACAAUAUGAUCAAUAUUAAUAUUAAU
Paramecium sonneborni is the source of this 1201-nucleotide messenger RNA. The record is from the annotation of a GenBank genome assembly. NCBI's taxonomy places the organism in Eukaryota, Ciliophora, Oligohymenophorea, Peniculida, Parameciidae.